AUGAAUAAUAGCAAAGAGAGUGCAGAAAUUCUUAUUUCAAAUGGAGCAGAUUUCAAUGCUAAAGACAACGAUGGAUGGACUCCUCUUUAUCAUGCAGCCAUGCAUAAUUGUAAAGAAAUGGCGGAAAUUCUUAUUUCAAAUGGUGCAGAUAUCAAUGCUAAAACGGAAUAUGGAUCCACCCCUCUUCAUAUAGCAGCCAGCGAUUAUAGCGAAGAAACGGCAGAAAUCCUUAUUUUAAAUGGUGCAGAAAUCAAUGCUAAAGAUGACAAUGGACAGACCCCCCUUCAUAUAGCAUCCAUGAAUAAUAUAGAAAAAACAGCAGAAAUUCUUAUUUCAAACGGAGCAGAUAUCAAUGCUAAAACUAUAAAUGGACAGACCCCUCUUCAUAUAGCAGCCUUGCAUAAUUGUAAAGAAAAAGCAGAAAUUCUUAUUUCAAAUGGAGCAGAUAUCAAUGCUAAAGCUUGCAAAGGAUAUACUCCUCUUCAUCUAGCAUCCAAGAAUAAUAGCAAAGAAACGGCAGAAAUUCUUAUUUCAAAUGGUGCAGAUAUCAAUGCUAAAGACGAUGUAAAGUGUACCCCUCUUCAUCUAGCAUCCAAAAAUAAUAGCAAAGAGACUGCAGAAAUUCUUAUUUCAAAUGGCGCAGAUAUCAAUGCUAAAGACAAAGAUGGAUAUACCCCUCUUCAUAUAGCAACAAAAAAUAAUAACAAAGAAAUUGCAGAAAUUCUUAUUUCAAACAAGACAAAAUAA
Molecule: messenger RNA, 747 nt
Organism: Trichomonas vaginalis G3
Lineage: Eukaryota; Parabasalia; Trichomonadida; Trichomonadidae
Product: ankyrin repeat protein family
Exons: 1
Coding region: 1-747 (248 amino acids)
Molecular function (GO): protein binding
Source: RefSeq, a predicted model, not a curated record